Molecule: messenger RNA, 348 nt
Organism: Moneuplotes crassus
Lineage: Eukaryota; Ciliophora; Spirotrichea; Euplotida; Euplotidae
Source: the annotation of a GenBank genome assembly
UUUUUAGAAAUUAUAUAUCCAGGACUAAUGGAAACCCAAACUGAGAAGAAAUUCGAAAUCAAGAAGUGGAAUGCAGUUGCACUUUGGGCAUGGGAUAUUCACGUUGAUAACUGUGCCAUUUGCAGAAAUCAUAUCAUGGAACUUUGUAUCGAGUGACAAGCAAAUCAAGGAGCUAGUAACAACGAAGAAUGUACAGUAGCAUGGGGAGUUUGUAAUCAUGCCUUCCAUUUCCACUGCAUUUCAAGAUGGCUGAAGACAAGGCAGGUAUGCCCACUGGACAACAAAGACUGGGAGUUCAAUAAAUAUGGAAGAUAAACUAAUUCCGAUUAUAUCAUAUUUAUUCUCUGU